GUGUAAUAAAUGACUAUUAAUUGAUUAAUUAAUAAAAAUGUCCGGGCCACCGAUAAAACCUCCGCGAGGUAUAAAACAUACUAAGGAAACGAGUGGUUUAUUGAUAUCUGUAAUAAGAGCAUUGUCAGCAAGUGAAACAAAUGAACAGAGAGAAGUCGAAAAAGCUAAACUUGAAAAAGAAUACAAAAGAAGUGAUCAAAAACUUGAUGAAUUGGUUUCAUUGCAUGAUCAAGAUCUUACUGAAGUUAUGAAAAUUUUCAGUAAUUUAUCUGAGCGAGUUACGUCAUCGCGUGAAAAAAUUCAUACAGUCAAAGAAAAUUUGAAUGCUUGUAAACAAUUGUUGAGAUGUAGACGUGAAGAAUUGAUGAAAUUAUGGCUAGAAGGUAUUGAACAUAAACAUGUAUUACAUUUAUUAAAUGAUAUUGAUAAACUAAAAGAAGUACCGGCGAAACUGAGUAAUUAUUUGAAUAAAAAAUUAUAUCUGCAUGCGACUCAGCUCUUAGUAUCGGCAUUGUCAAUGGGUGACGGUAAUCUCGAGGGUGUUGAAGCCUUGAGAGAACUGAGAAUGGAGUUGGAGACUAAAAAGCAGCAGCUUCAAUCUAAAUUGUUGGAAGAAUUGACCAGACACUUGUAUGUUGAGACCACUCGCGAGGUUUUGCUCAAGAGACAGGGAUCAGGACGUGACUUUCAACGUGGUAAUGAAGCUCGGGGAUCUAGGGGUAAUAAAGUUAAACGCGCAUUGCUGGAUGUUAGUUAUCCAAACAGUCAAGUGUCACGAGGAGCUAAUACUCAGCAGGAAGAUCUGACUAAUAUUAUUGAAGAUGAAAAUUCAUUAAAUCCAGAAGAAAAUUCGGAACAUUUCAUUGCUAUCAUUGUUGAAUGCUUAGCAUUGUUGAAUAAUAUUCCUGAAGCCAUUGAGGCUAUCAAGAGUCGAAUGCAGACUGAAUUAUUGAAUAUCAUUGCACGUACAUCAGACACAAUAAAAGCUAAUGCUGGUAAAUCGAUGCCUAAAUCUGAUGUAAAUGGCGUGCGUAUUAAUGACAUUGAUAUUAAAGACAGUAACGGCCAAUCAGCGUUGCUUGAAUUAUUACAAACGCUUUUUGAUCAAUUUAAACUGAUUGCAAAUGCCCAUUCAAUGGCGUUACGUAGUUUUUCUCAUGUUUGUAAGAAAUAUAAUGUUGAUGUAUGUUUGUAUGAAAUGCCUGAUGUCUGGAGUAAAAUACAAACUGUCUUACAAUUAUUGCUGACGGAGUAUCUCGAUAUUCAGAAUGUCGUUGAUCGUCCGUUUCAGUCGACAAAUUUUUCAGAAGCCACCAUUGAUAUCAAUACUUACUUCGCAAAACGUAAACCUCAGAGACAAAAAAAUGGGGCUUUAUUUAAAUUUGACUUUUCUUUACAUCCUAAAACAUUGAAUACUUAUUUAAAGGAUCACAAAGUUAAUAAUUUUAGUUUGACAGACAACGUGUCAGCAAAAAUAUCAAAGCGACUCGUAUGUGAACCAGAUCCUAAAAAUAUAACAUUUAUAUUCCGUCCUAUGAUGCAAUUUAUAGAAGAAAUAGAGCGCGCAUUAGAAAUUCAACCUGGUAAUUCGUGUACUUUAAAUAGUUUUAUAGCUGACUACAUAAAAGAAGAAUUUCUUGGUCGGCAUCAUAUAAUGGUAGCGACGACAAUUGACGCAGCAACAAAAGCAUCAGAUGCCUGGCAAACAAUCACGCCACCAGAGUUGAUGAAAGAAUUAGGAUUAGCACGACCGUUGUUGCAAUCAACUGUCAAAGUUGAACAAUGUUUAGCCGAGUUACGAGCACUGAUGAUUGCUUUGCCACUCCAAGGUGAACAUUUUUGUACUCUGGCUCUAAAUAUUUUGCACAAUUAUCGUGAAACAUGUCAAUCGGCUUAUCGUAACAUCACUCUAUCGGGAAGCGAAGAGCGUAAAAUAUGUUCAGGAGCCUGGUUAAAGGACGACGAUAUCAGUAGAUUUAUAAAAUCACUUCCAAACUGGGACAAUAUGAAGAGUGAGUCAAUCAGCGACAAACGUGGAAAGAUAACACGCGGUUGGUCAAUGCGUCGACAGGAGACUCAGGAUGAAGAGAGUCCUGAAGACGUCCGUCAGCGUAAUUUACGUGAAGCUGAAAUUCUUGCGAGUAAUUUGGGCGAAGGUGGAAUUAAUUCUAGUGAAAUUUUAUCGGACGUUGGUCAGUUACGUUGUUUAGCACUUUUACAAGAAAGUGUUGAGUGGUUUGCGUUAUCAAUACAUUCACUUACUGCCGAAUUGAAACAAUCUAAGAAUAGCACCGAUAGUCAGAUUUUACUACCACGUGUUUCUGAUUCGCUUAUUGAAUUACUUGAGCAAGUAGCCGUUGAAUUUGAAGAACUUGCUAAUACGUGCAUUCUUCUGUUGCAUCUUGAAGUAAGAGUACAGUGUUUUCAUUAUUUAUUGCCACGUGGUGAGUACAGUCAUCUCUGUGAUGGCGUUCAAGAUCCUCAGGAGGCAGAUCCUCGUGUACAAGAACUCAGCCGUGUUUUGCAAAAUAUUGACGAGUCGUUGCAGUCAACACUGCAUCCAAAAAAAACAAAAUAUAUUUUUGAAGGCCUUGGUCAUUUGAUAACUAAAAUAUUAAUAACAUCCGCCCAGUAUAUUGAUAAAAUAGAUAAAAGUGGCAUUCAACGUAUGUGCCGGAAUGUUUUUACACUCCAACAGACACUCACUAAUAUCACGAUGGCACGCGAACUGGCGCUGGAUUACGCGAGACAAUACUUUGAACUUUUUUACGAAACACCUGAUGAUAUUUUGAAUAAUAUACUUGAAAAUGGACCACAAUUUUCAGAGCUAGAGUAUAUAAAUGCUUUUCAAUUGAUUGCUAGAAGUCAGACGCAGUAUUCGUCGAUGAGUAAAUAUUUAGAAAAGUUAUCUGAGAUUCUUGGUGAGAUUGGGGCGUCAGUUUAGUUUUAUUGAAUUUAUAUUAUAUUAUUAUUAAUAAAUAUAUUGUUGAUGAAUUGGUAAUAAAACUGUUAUAAAAAAUUA
Messenger RNA from Microplitis demolitor, 3022 nucleotides. It is a transcript of the gene Sec8, whose product is annotated as exocyst complex component 4. Lineage: Eukaryota; Metazoa; Arthropoda; Insecta; Hymenoptera; Braconidae. The record is from RefSeq and is a predicted model, not a curated record. Gene Ontology annotation, biological process: Golgi to plasma membrane transport; exocytosis; chemical synaptic transmission. The transcript is spliced from 4 exons. Gene Ontology annotation, cellular component: synapse; exocyst; growth cone membrane. The coding region runs from base 38 to 2944 and encodes 968 amino acids.